CCUAGCGUUCAAUUAGAGACGGAUCGGCCUGGGAUCGAGGCUAGCUCUAUACAUCCACCCUGGCUACAGGAAUAACGAGAAUGUUCCCCUCAAGGUUAUUUCUCUACUGUCUGUUGGGAAGUGUUUCCCUAGUGUAUGGGCAGACGUUGUAUCGACUGGCAUCACCCACUGAGCCCGAUGGCACUGACCACACUGGAGAGAUCAUCUCGUUCUCUGAUGUUGGGUCAGGAGUUGGUACUAAUCCACCAGCCUGGUAUUGCUACGUUUUAGACCCUGGUGGUGUAGUAUGGCAGGGUCCUGGUGGGAGUCAGGUGCCCAUAGGCGACCUGAACAAUCCCAACACAGUUGCAGUUGAUGACGAUCUGUUCAUCACUGGUGUUUCUGGAGUUGGCGUUGUUCUGCAUCGUGGUCCCACACACUUCAGUCCUGAUGGAGAACACUGCUGUGUAAGGACUGCCACCGAUGAGAGGAGAUGUAUCACCUUCACUCCUUGCCCCACACUGAGUCCCCUGUCUAAUGGAAGGAUCUCAUAUGAUGCAGUCACCAACAUGGCCACUUACACCUGUGACACUGGGUACACCAUCAGUGGAGCUACUCCGAUAACUUGUAUGAGUGAUGGUACAAGCAACGGUACCUGGUCUCCAGCACCACCUGCAGCCUGUGCACUUGUGGAUUGUGGCUUCCCACCACUCAUUGAUAAUGGGUCUCCUGGAACACCCACCAGAACAACCUACCAAGGGACAGUGACCUACACCUGUGUCAGUGGGUAUGAAGUCUCCAAUAGAGUCACCACAGCAACGGCUACCUGUAUGGCUAAUGGGAUGUGGGAGACUGUACCAACUUGUUCACCUGUGAAUUGUGGCUCCCCUCCCUCUAUUGGCAAUGGCUCUCCUGGCACACCAACCAGCACAACUCUUGGAGGGGUGGUGACCUACACCUGUGACACUGGGUAUGAGAUCUCCAAUGGAGCCACCAUGGCUACCUGUAUGGCUAUUAGGAUGUGGGAGCCUGUACCAACUUGUUCACCUGUUGACUGUGGUUCCCUGGACGCCCCCUCCAAUGGAGCAGUGGUCACAUCCUCUGGAACCACUUUCAUGAUGAGUGCUACCUACACCUGUAUCACUGGAUACAACAUUGUUGGAUCAGACACUCGGACUUGUGGGGCCACUGCACUGUGGACUCCAGAUGCCCCCACCUGUGCACCUGUUGACUGUGGUUUCCUCACUGUUCCUAACGGGCAAGUUAGUACAUCCUCUGGAACCACCUUCAUGAAUACUGCCACCUUCACUUGUAACUUUGGAUACACUCUCAAUGGAGUAUCAGCUAGAACCUGUCAAGCUAAUGGAACCUGGAGCCUAACAGCACCUACCUGUGAUCCUGUUGACUGUGGUUCCCUAAAUAACAUUGCCAAUGGACUAGUCAGUACAUCCUCUGGAACCACCUUCAUGAUGACUGCUACCUACACUUGUAACACUGGAUACUUGCGUGUAAUUGGUAGUCAGAGCAGAACUUGUGAAACUAAUGGAACAAGUGGAGUGUGGUCUGGAGAAGCUCCAGUGUGCAACUUGAUUCCUUUAAGCAGUGUAUCGGGUAUUUUUAUCAACAACUCUGCCAUAUCACUGGCGACCAUUGGAUCCUCUGCUUUCACCUGUCACACUGAACUAUCUACCUGCUGCAGAGGAGUGGACAACAAUGGCAGUAAUGCUCUUGGAAGGUGGACAGGACCCGACGGAAACAGCAUUCCUGACUCGAACACCAAUGGAUUCUAUGUGUCACGAGGUAUGAGCUCCAUUAGUCUGAACCUUGCAGAGGGAUCCAGUGAAGUAGCUGGUACCUACUGUUGUCAAGUGCCCAGGGAGAGUGGGACAACCACUACACAUUGUGUCAUGGUUACUGCGAGUGCUGGUAUAGUGGUCAAUAUUGUUGCUGUGGCUGCAGCUGGUUGGGUGGUUGCUGGAGUCUUGGCCAUUGCUGUGCUAGUACUGAUUGUAAUAGUGCUGGUUAUGUUGAGGCAACGGAGGUCUGGAUCCAAGGACAUGAGUAAUGAGAAGACAAGCAGCCAACCAACACAACAAUCCCCAGUGGUGAUGAGUCAUCUCCCCUCCCAUGAUUACGAGGAGUUGAGCAAACUACAGGAGGAGGCUGCCUAUGAGGUGGUGGACCAGCCAUGCCCCCCUCCUCCUGCAGACUACCAGCUCUCAGCCUGUGCAGCUUAUGCACCCACUGACUUCAUCACAGAGAACAAGUAGAGACUAUAAAAAAAACACAGACUGUUUAUCAAUUGUAUUUUACAUUGAGAUCUUUUAUAAUAAUUAUUAUAUGUACAUGAAA
Messenger RNA from Halichondria panicea, 2331 nucleotides. RefSeq names its product CUB and sushi domain-containing protein 3-like. Bases 81 to 2249 code for a protein of 722 amino acids. Lineage: Eukaryota; Metazoa; Porifera; Demospongiae; Suberitida; Halichondriidae. The transcript is spliced from 11 exons. Gene Ontology annotation, biological process: negative regulation of complement activation, classical pathway. The record is from RefSeq and is a predicted model, not a curated record.